Messenger RNA from Drosophila grimshawi, 1997 nucleotides. It is a transcript of the gene ArfGAP1, whose product is annotated as ADP-ribosylation factor GTPase-activating protein 1. Gene Ontology annotation, molecular function: GTPase activator activity. The transcript has 5 exons. Gene Ontology annotation, cellular component: Golgi membrane. NCBI's taxonomy places the organism in Eukaryota, Metazoa, Arthropoda, Insecta, Diptera, Drosophilidae. The record is from RefSeq and is a predicted model, not a curated record. Bases 298 to 1731 code for a protein of 477 amino acids. Gene Ontology annotation, biological process: regulation of endocytosis; regulation of ARF protein signal transduction.
ACACUAAUUGUGACCAUUCCAAGUGGAACUCGCUAUUAACAAAUCUUUUUUUUUUUUGUGGCGAAUAACUUUUAAUGACUAACGUAUAAGGUGAGGGAAACAAUUGCACAAACUAGUUCAAAGUGUUAAUUUAGUGACGAGAAAUCAGCGUUAAACAACAAGUUGGACACUUUUAUUUGAAUGUCGUGCAACUGUGAUUUACCCGAUUGCAAGCAACGCCAACGUCAGCAAAAACUUUGGUAUCAACUUUGAAGUGUGCAAAUUAAGUUUAUAGACGCUACAUAAUACUAGUUAAUUAUGGCCAGUCCCAGGACACGUCGAGUGCUGCAAGAACUAAAGCCACAAGAUGAUAAUUCGAAAUGUUUCGAGUGUGGCACCCACAAUCCCCAAUGGGUAUCGGUUACCUAUGGCAUCUGGAUAUGUCUGGAAUGCUCAGGCAAGCAUCGCAGUCUGGGCGUUCAUCUCUCGUUUGUGCGCUCCGUGACCAUGGAUAAAUGGAAGGACAUUGAGCUGGAGAAGAUGAAGGCGGGUGGGAAUCGCAAUGCACGUGAAUUUCUAGAGGAUCAGCCAGAUUGGAAUGAACGUGCGCCCAUCACACAACGUUAUAAUUCCAAAGCAGCCGCUUUAUAUCGUGAUAAGAUAUCGACGCUGGCCCAGGGCAAAACCUGGACUCAAAAGGAUGCCGAAUCACGUUUGAGCAACAGCAAUUCCUAUAGUUCCAAUAGUUAUGGCAGCAACUCUGCAACAGGCGGCGGCAGUUCGCAGCCCCGCGAGAAUGCAACAGGUUACGGGGGAUCCACCGGCGGCGGAGGCUAUCAGAAUGGUGGAGGCGCCUACAAUGAGACUGCUGGCUAUCAGCAAUUCCAGACACAGGAGUUCAAGGACCAGAAGGAGGAGUUCUUCAGUCGUCGCCAAGUGGAGAACGCCUCGCGACCCGCAAACUUGCCACCAAAUCAGGGCGGUAAAUAUGCUGGAUUUGGUUUCACACGCGAACCGCCACCGAAAACACAAUCUCAAGAGUUGAUCGACUCCACGCUGACCACUCUGGCAUCCGGCUGGAGUCUGUUCUCAUCAAAUGCUUCCAAGUUGGCUAACACUGCCAAAGAGAAAGCCGUUACCACGGUUAAUUUGGCUUCAACUAAGAUUAAAGAUGGAACUCUGCUAGAAUCCGUUCAGAGUGGUGUUACAGAAGCGGCCUCCAAGGUCUCGGAUAUUGGCAAACGUGGCUGGAAUAACUUGUCGGGCAGCAAUACAGCGACAUCCCAGAGCGGUUACAGCGAUCCUAGCAUGGAGGACAAUGCCUAUCAGCGUUCGCAUUCGGUGGGCGGCAACUUGGCUGGCGGCCUGGGCCAACAGAGCGGCGUUAGCGAUAGUGAUUGGGGUGGCUGGCAGGACAAUGCUAACAAUAAGACACACCUGACCAGCUCUAGCUCAUACCAGAACCAACUGAGCAGCAAUGCUAUCGGCGGUACAACAAGUGCAUCCGGGCUAACCCAGGACGAUGAUUGGUCCGGCUUCGAUGCGGCGAGUUAUCAGAAUGCGGAGACAUCGUAUCAGAAUACGCCGUCGGGUGGUCAGAGUGUCCGGAGGAACAUGAAAUUACAGGAGACAUCGCAGAAGCUGAGUGAAGGAUUCGACAAUCUCGAUGUGAAAAAUGUGAAACCCGCCGCAACUGCGCCUAGUGGCAAAGCCAGCGCCGAGGAUGAUGCAUGGGAUCUGUUAAUGAACUAACAACAACAACAACAAAGCAUACAACAAAUGUGUAUUUUGACGGUUAACUUGAUUUGUUUUGCAUUAUGUUUUUGUUAUUGUCACUUUGUUAAAGAAAAAACUACAAUUUAUUCGUAUUUCGCAUUUAAUGUAAUUAACGGAUAUUAUGUUCAAAUCUAUAUAUGUAUGUACCGAAUUUUCAACGAACGAACAUUCUCUUUUUCCAUAUAAUUUUAACAGGUUAGACCAAUUUUAAAUAAAAAUGAUACAAAACAAAUUAUUAAACA